Drosophila biarmipes is the source of this 3003-nucleotide messenger RNA. RefSeq lists its product as uncharacterized. The record is from RefSeq and is a predicted model, not a curated record. Lineage: Eukaryota; Metazoa; Arthropoda; Insecta; Diptera; Drosophilidae. The transcript has 2 exons. The coding region runs from base 385 to 2601 and encodes 738 amino acids.
CUAACUCUUAAAAUUGGUACACAAGUUGGCCAAUGGAUUACAAAAGCUGACCUUUUCGAGAUCGAAACUCAAUUGAUAACGUAAUGGACUGUUGAAGAGCAGUUUGGGGUCACCUUUUAAUUACUCAUAGCCCUGUCCCAAUCGCAGUAGCUCUUAUGUUGGAGUUGGAACGUCAGUCUGAUUUUAUUCCCAACAUGGACGUCAUCUGAGCUCCUGUCUACAUGUUGUUUAAUUCACCAGUCAACUAAAACAGUUACUCAAGGCACUCGACAGGAUUCCACAAACAUCACCAAACAAAGCAUAUACCAAACUCCCAAGACUCCACAUUCCGAGGCGCCCAAGAUCGCAGAUGUCGCAACAGACCGCCGCACAGCAGCCACGAAUAUGAAUCGCAAUCGCCUCCACCAGAUGCGCCAAAUGGAUCGGGGCAACGAGGGCCUGCAGCAGGUCAUCCAAAUGCAGAGCUCCGCUGCAGGGGCCCAGGGCCAGCCGCAGGGCCAAGCCGGAGCCCAGGGACAAACUCCGGCCAGCCAGGCCGUGCGCCGCAAGACGACCUACACCCGGACGGAGAUGCUGUCCCGGGGACUGCCCACCGCUCCAAGCUAUCGCAAUGGUCCGCCGGCUGGGCAGGACUGGAUCAACCAACUAUCGCCGAAACCACGCUAUGCCACACCCCCAAAGGCCGUCGUCCCCGCCACGCCCUUGGGCCAGAGCACCAAUGCCACCAACAAGAACAAUACGCCCCGCAGACAGCGAAGCUUUCUGCCCCGGGUGGCCAGAUUGCCGGCCAAGUCGGAUAGAUCGCCCAAUAGGAUGCAAAAUCGAUUGGGUCGCGAGACUGAGGGCAAGCUGGAGCAGUCACACAUCCCUGUGGGCACUCACAAGCCCAUGCAUUUGGUGAAUUCACCGCAGGACAGUGAUAGCAGCAGUCCGACUCGAAGGACCAUGAUGGCCCAGGGAGAUGGCCUGGUGAGCGACAAUAGCACCUACUCGGAACGCCACAAGAUCAAGUUGGCCAAGGCCAUUCGCCUGCCAGAUGAUCAGAACAAGAGCUUCGUCUAUCUGUGCAAGCCGGUGAAGAAGGUCAAGGAGCUGCUGACGGCUAGAAGGCUGCGCAAUAGCUGUGAGCAAGUAAACGAGGCGAACGAGGGAGAUUUCCUUCUGGAGGAGCUGCAGUCCACGAAGCUGCAAUUGACCCUUUCCGAGGAGGCAGUGCGCAGCAAGGGCGGCAGCGAAGAGUACGGCAGCUGCAUUCUGUCCCCCAUCGAGGGCCUGACGCAGUCGUCCAGUUCCACCAGUCAGCUGGACAGUCCCACGCUGGAGGCCAUGCAGCAGCGGCAACAGCAGUUCGAGGCCAAGGCCAUGAGCAGUCAGGAGCGCUUGAAGAACCGCCUGCUGGAGGUGCGCCAGAGGCAGCGGCAUUUGCUCCAGCUGGAGCACGAGCAGCGGCACAAGGAGCAGCGCCAGUUGGAGCUGGAUCAGGUGUGCCAAAAUCUGCCCGCUUUGCAGCACGAAAUACGAAUGCUUCAGCAGUUGAGUGAGAAAUUGGAGGCCACACUGAGGGUCUCCAAUAUACCCAAACCCUCGACGCCUAAGAAACGAAGCUCUAUGGUAAUCGGAGAGGAUUUGAACCAGAGAUCAUCUACCCGUUUCUAUACGCCACGCACGAGUCCUUAUCAACCGGAUGAACUGCCCAUCACCAAAUUGUGUUGCCUAAGUGUAGAACAGAUUGUCGAGCGUCCGCAAAGGGCUCGAAGCGUGGCCAUGGCUCAUCAUUUUGGCUUGGUCCAGGAGUUCCGGGUGGAGACCAAGACCCUGAACGAACUGAAGACGGGCGAGGACUCGCAAUACUUUUAUCUACCAGCUCCUAGGGAGGAACCCUCCUCAUCGUUGGCCUCCAAAACGUUCAAAGAAGCCGAUCCCCUGCAGCCUACUAACUUCCGCAAGUUGCGGGAGAAUCCGAACAUACUGCUGCAGCAACUGAGACCACUUAUUGCUGGGGCUGGAAAACCCUUCAACCUCUUGGAUCAGGACACCAUGUUCUUCAAUAGCCUGGCCUAUGGGGAGUCAUCGAAACCCUUGGUUGGCAGCACUGCCGAGCAGCUGGAAGCGGCCACCCGAGAGACGGGACUUGGCGGCGGUGGAGGAUCCAUAGCCAAUUAUGGCGGAGCCAUCGCCUACUCACGCCUCUCGGUGCGGGUCAACGAAGUGGCGAGAUCAGCAGACCAGGGGGAUCAACUGUGCGCCAGCCAAGUUCAUAACACCACGCAAACGGAGCUUCAAUCGCCCAGGAAAAAUAAGAUUCCAGAGCUGGAACCGGAAACGGAGAUCAGUUCGCCAGAUUACACACCGAAUCCCAGUCCCAGGCUGGUAAAACGAAAGAAACUUGAAGAGGUUAAGGUUAAGAUUCAAGAACCUGAUCCAAAACCGAAGAAGUCCAGGCCUAUCAUACGUCGAGUGGCGCCCCAGUCGCCAAUCGGAAGUCGCGUGGAGCCCAAGGUGCGGCUGCAGUUGCUCAAAACCGUGCUGGUGGGAAUGGUCCAAGUUGCUGUUAUUCUGGUUCUUAUCAUGGCCUUCACCUAUCCGGAUGUUAGCUGCUGAGCCGUCUUCAAAGCCAACCAACCAACUAACCUCUUACACACAACACAGCAUCUAUCUGUUCCCAAGAAAACCUGCUUUUCCAAAUUGUUCAACUUGUGAGCUUUUUAUCCUUAAACGAACCAAACCUGAGGAGAAAACCAAAUAAGCAAGUAGCGGAGAGAACAGAAGAUGCAAACAUCAAUCCAUUUAAAGACCAAUAACCGAUUCGGUGUUUGAGCUCGCACUUACAUUUUCGAGUUUCUUGUUUUCUUACUGGACCGCAGCGAUGCCAAGUCGAUCAAUGUUAAUAAAAUUUCAUGUGCAAUGUGAACCGUUUAAGCCCCAGCACCAUAACCGAUUCGAUUUGGUUCCGUAUCGGUUAGGAGAAGCGGUUAAGCCAAACAAUAUAAAAGCGUGUAUGUA